GUUUCAUAAAUUUGAUUUUAUUUUAGCCAAAGAGUAUAUAAGACUUUAACUAUGACUAAGUUUUGAAACAAAAUAUUGAAUUAAAAUGGUUAAUUUUAUUGAAAACAUUGAAUCCCAUUUGAGUUUGUCUCAAAGCGCAAUAGCUGGUGCUAUUGCCGGCGCAGUUACGAGAGCUAUCGCCCAACCACUAGAUGUACUCAAGAUUAGAUUCCAACUGCAGCUAGAACCUAUUAAAAAAGGAUCAAAAUAUAGCUCAACAUUGCAGGCUGUGUACUCUAUAGUAAAGGAUGAAGGAUUAACUGCUCUAUGGAGCGGUCAUAUUCCUGCACAACUUCUGUCUGUGUCAUACGGCACCAUACAGUUCUCGACGUACGAGAUACUUACUCAAAUUUGUAAAACAGCCGAUCCUCAGUUCUUUUACACACAUAAACAUUUAAUAAAUUUUUCCAACGGAGCCAUCGCUGCGUCUGUGGCCACACUUUUAUCAUUUCCUUUUGACACAGUGCGGACACGAUUAAUAGCUGAAGAAAAAACGAAUAAAGUUUACCGCGGCUUUACAAACGCUUUAAGUGUUAUCAUUAAAAAAGAAGGUUCUAGUGCACUAUAUAAGGGUAUAGUUCCAACUUUAGCACAAAUUGCCCCUCAUGCGGGCAUACAAUUUUUUGUAUACAAACUUUUUACUGAGCAUGUAUUUAAUAGGAUUAGCUACUUCCAAAGAGGCACAGAUGUAGCUACAGUAGUUGAAUCAUCUGUUACAGCGAAUUUAUUAGCAGGUGGUAUUGCAGGUAUGGUGUCCAAGACAGCCAUCUACCCUUUUGAUGUGAUAAAGAAGCGACUGCAAAUACAAGGUUUCCAAGAACAUAGAAAACUUUUUGGUAGACAAAUGUAUUGUAAUGGGACUAUGCAUUGUGUAAAAUUAACUGUUUCUGAGGAAGGCUUCCUAGCUCUGUAUAAAGGAUACGUACCUAGUCUGUUGAAAGCUGUGAUAGUUUCUGCCUUACAUUUUGCAGUCUAUGAUGAAAUAAAACAUUUUAUAAUCAGAAAUAGUAACUUAAAUAAGUAGUUAUCUGAUAAUGUUAUUAUUUAUUUGUAGCUGAACUCUCAAUAAAUUUUAGAUAUA
This is a messenger RNA of Melitaea cinxia (Glanville fritillary), 1120 nucleotides long. RefSeq names its product mitochondrial thiamine pyrophosphate carrier-like. Gene Ontology annotation, cellular component: mitochondrial inner membrane. The record is from RefSeq and is a predicted model, not a curated record. The transcript has a single exon. Lineage: Eukaryota; Metazoa; Arthropoda; Insecta; Lepidoptera; Nymphalidae. The coding region runs from base 86 to 1063 and encodes 325 amino acids. Gene Ontology annotation, biological process: thiamine pyrophosphate transmembrane transport. Gene Ontology annotation, molecular function: thiamine transmembrane transporter activity.